Tripterygium wilfordii is the source of this 1512-nucleotide messenger RNA. Its product is annotated as stemmadenine O-acetyltransferase-like. The transcript has a single exon. The record is from RefSeq and is a predicted model, not a curated record. Lineage: Eukaryota; Viridiplantae; Streptophyta; Magnoliopsida; Celastrales; Celastraceae. The coding region runs from base 1 to 1359 and encodes 452 amino acids.
AUGACAAUGGAGAUUGAGAUAAUUUCCAAAGAGUCCAUUAAGCCUGCUUCUCCAACCCCACAUCACCUGAAAACCCACAAGAUCUCUCUCGUUGAUCAAUUCGGCCCAUCCGGGUAUGCCCCCAUACUCCUCUUUUAUUCUGCAAACCACCACACCUUCCAAGCCAAUUCCAUCUCCAAGAGAUCGCUAAUCUUAAAGCAAUCUCUGUCUGAAACAUUAGCUCGUUAUUAUCCCGCCGCAGGAAAAGUUAGGGAUAGUCUUUCCAUUGAUUGUGACGACGAAGGAGCUCUUUACAUUGAGACGAGAAUUAAUUGUUCUUUAAAAUACUAUCUUGGCCAACUUGAUGUAUUAUCGCUCGACAAAUUAGCUCCAGAUGAGUCUUUUAAAUUGGCGACUCCAGGGACUCGUGUUGUUAUUGUGAAGGAGAAUGUGUUCGCUUGUGGCGGCAUUGCCUUAGGCUUUAUCAUGUGGCACAGUAUUUGCGAUGCAGCCACUUUAAGUUCAUUUCUUAAAACUUGGAGUGCUCUUGCUCGGCGCUCGAGCGACCAAGCUGUUUUUCCUAACUUCAUUGCUUCAUCUCUGUUUCCCCCAAAUGAAUCAUUUCCACAAGACGCAAAUAGUUCUUCUUUGGCGUCUAUUUUGUUUACAGUAGGCAAUUCUGCUGCAAGAAGGUUUCUCUUCGAUGGAUCGGUCAUGGUGAAUCUUAAGGCCAAAGCAACGAGCGCAGGCAUGCAAAACCCAACGCGGGCAGAGGUGGUUUCCGCGCUCAUCUUUAAAUCCUUCAUGGCUGCUGCCAUGAAGGUAAAACAUCAAGUCCAUAGGCCAACUUUGAUGAAUUUCCCAGUGAACUUGCGAAGAAGGAUGACGCCUCCAUUACCUGAAAAUUGUCUGGGAAAUUUACUGUUUUUCGCGACUGUAUUAUCAGAAGGGGAGGAAGAGUUGGAUAGUUUGGUGCGGAAGAUAAGGGAAGCGAGAUCAAAAAUCAAUGGGGAUCUCUUAAAGAGCUUUCAAGGUGAAGGAGGGUUGACGAAGUUUCUCGAGAUUAUAACAGAGCUUCGCGAAUCAUUGUCUGCCUCUGGAACAGAGCAUAUUGGGCUUAAUAGCUGGUGUAACUUUGGCUUCUACGAUGUUGAUUAUGGAUGGGGGAAGCCUUUGUGGAUUCCAUUCAUGGGUUCCAUGUUCAAGAAUUAUAUAUUUCUGAUGGAUACAAGACAUGGAAAUGGAAUUGAAGCUUGGGUUUCAUUGGAUAAAGAAGUAAUGGCAGUGGUUGAGCAAGAUCAAGAGCUUCUCUCUUUUGCAUCCAUCGACCCAACUCCAUUAGAUCUAGGAAAACCCAUUUCCCUGGUAUCAAACCUUUGAUCUCAAUUCCUUUCGUUUGUUUGUGUUUUGUGUUUGAUGUUUUGUCUUUCUACUACAACUAUGUAUUUCCUUUCGGUUCCUGGUAGUGUUGUUCAUGCUCAAGUCUGUUAGUUGGUAUUUAAGAGAUCGAAGAGAUAAAAAAAAUCAAGAUGA